AAAAAAAAAAAAAAAAAGACCACUUCAUCCUUGUCCCAUCAUUCAUCCCCGCUUGCUUUUCAAGUCUAGGCAAAGGCAAGGGAAACUCACAUAGAAUGAAUCCCUGCUCCGGCAGAACUCUUUCGGAUUUUGAAUAUUUAUACACCCUUUCUGCCCCGAAAAAUCUUGCAUCACCGAUCGAAUAACACUGACACCCCGUCCCAUUGCAUUUUCCGCCUGUUACCGAUCAUGAAGAGCGAAAACGCACCGAUUACCCUCUACGUUAUCUCAUCCUUUAUCAUCGGAAGCCUAACAUAUCUAAUCCAUCGGCUCUUGAAAAUCGGAUCUCGGCCUUCUAACCUUCCUCCCGGCCCCCCUACAUCCCCUAUCUGGGGCAAUUUGAAGCAGCUCUCCAAUGUAAUACCGCAAAAACAGUACCGUGAAUGGUCUAAAGAAUACGGCCCGGUCUUUACGAUCAUGAGCGGUUCUGAGCCAUACGUCGUGGUCAACGAAGCAAAAGCCGCGCACCACAUUUUCGUCAAGAACGGAUUGCGUACAGCAGCGCGACCAGAUCCCCGCUUGAAUCUCAUCUUGCGAGGAGGCUAUUUCCCGUCGCUGAUGAGCGGAGCCGACUGGUUGAAAGCGCGCAAGAUGUGGCAGUCAAUUUUGACCGUCGGGGCAUCCAAGCAAUACCUGCCAUACCAAGACCUGGAAGCCAAGAAACUGCUCUUUGACGUUUUAGAAGACGCGAACCACUGGCGGAACCAUAUCGAGCGCUUCAGUAACUCCAUAGCAAUGACCAUGACCAACGGCCACCGGGUACCAGCGUCCGACAAUCCGUUGAUUUCUGAGGUGAUAGAAGACCUUCAGGACUGGGUCCAGCUUACGCUGAAAGCCUGGUGGCUUCCCUCGUACCCCAUGCUUUUCAAGCUGCCGAAUUUUCUCAUCCCCGUCCUGAAUAAAGCACGUAAGGUUGGCAAAUACCACAAAAGCCUCGUCAUGCGUUUGUAUAACCUCACGAAGCAACGCGUCGCUGAGGGUAUGGUAUUGCCGUCGUUUAAUCAAUCUAUUCAGGAGAAAGUGAGACAGAACCCUGGUAUAUUGAGCGAGGCAGAAGGGGCGGAGAUAGGAAUGGCUCUGUUGACGGCAGCCACUGAUACUACUGCUGCUUCUCUCGUCAAUUGGUUCGCGGCUAUGGCGAACUAUCCAGAAGCGCAGCGUAAGGCUAGAGAAGAAAUCGACAGAGUAGUUGGUCCCAACCGUCUACCCCGGGAAGAAGACGGAGAAAACCUGCCCUAUGUGCGGCAAGUAGUACAAGAAACCGAACGGUGGCUCACUGUCGCGCCUCUCGGCCUCUUCCACGCAACAACCGCACCAGUCGAGUACAACGAAUGGGAAAUCCCAGCCGGAACCGGGCUGAUCCUGAACACUUACGCGAUCCACAAAGAUGCAGACGUGUACCCCUCACCGCAGGAUUUUCUUCCCGAGCGCUGGGAAGGCAAGCUCGAAACCGCGGCCGAAGACUCGCUCGGCGCAAAAUCUGAACACUUUGCGUUUGGCGCCGGGCGCAGGAUCUGCCCUGGACAGUACCUUGCUGAGCGCAGUCUGUUCCUUGUUAUGUCGCACGUGCUUUGGGCGUUUGAGAUCUCGAAGGCUAGGGAUGCUGAUGGCAAUGAGGUCCCGGUGGAUACGAAUGACCUUAGGCCUGGCGCCGUGGCUACUAUUAACCCGUUUAGGGUUACUGUUAAGCCGAGGAGUGAGAAGAAGGUUGCGCUUGUUCGCAGGAUCUGGGAGGAGGAGCGCGAGGCGCUGCUUGAUGAAGAUGAACAGUGGAGAGAGUCCCCGGAAGGGGUUGCCCGGUUGAUGUCGAAGGUGAAAUGAUGGAGUGGGAAAAACUCUACGUGUGGAAGCGUUGUUGGGGGCAGAUUGAUCACUGUUUACUUAACACUAUGAAAAGCUCGAUUCUUAGUAGAUCUAUGUAGUUUUACGGCCAUUAUGAAAUCUCAACAGCGCGGUGGUGAGUUGAUGAGGAAGGCGUGUGUACUGUUAUCUACAGUGUCAAUAGGAGGAUCUUAUAUGCAGCAGCUGCGAAAAGUAAAUACUAAUGCUACGUAGCAUUUAUUAGUACAUGCAGCUUACAUGAAUAUAUGUUUUAGACAUUCCAAUCCUCCUUUCUUUUUUUAAAAAAAAAUGCGGCAGCAGUAUCUCGCACUACAAAUACCACGACUAGAUCCCCAGCCAGUCACGCCAUGCUAAAAAAAAAAA
Molecule: messenger RNA, 2244 nt
Organism: Aplosporella prunicola CBS 121167
Lineage: Eukaryota; Fungi; Ascomycota; Dothideomycetes; Botryosphaeriales; Aplosporellaceae
Exons: 4
Coding region: 229-1860 (543 amino acids)
Molecular function (GO): heme binding; monooxygenase activity; oxidoreductase activity, acting on paired donors, with incorporation or reduction of molecular oxygen
Source: RefSeq, a predicted model, not a curated record